GGAGGAUAGGAGGGUCUGGGCGUGGCGCGGGGACUCCUCCAGUGUUUUCCAAAAAGCCUGAAGGGGAGUUUGCUCCUCCUGCCUGUUGCGGUGCAUUCCUGAGCUCUGACCUCUAGCGACGGCUGGAGGCCCCAGGGGCGGGGACGGACCCCACCCCUUAGAGGGCUGGGCGAGUGGUCUCCCUGCUAAUCCACCUUCCACCGCAGCCUGAAUGGGCUGUGCGCCUCUUUCUCCCUCCUUCCUCCUCGGGUCGGCUCAGCAGCCCGCCUUCUAGAGCCCAGAAGCUGCACUAGUCCCGACUUCCUCCUAACGGCUUCUGCAGGGGCGUGGGGGAGAAGGCGGUGGCCGGCUCCCGCGUGGCACCCCGAUGUGUCGGGGACGGGAGGCCCAUGUUGGCGUUUCUGCUUCUGGAGUUCCGGAAGGGGGUGUGAGCUGUCUGACCAAUUUCGCCUCCAGAGCCAGAUCUUUCUCCGUCUGGGUCCUGAGCUAAGACCGCCGCCAUGCCGGUGACAGUGACCCGCACGACCAUCACGACCACCACGUCGUCCUCGGGCCUGGGCUCCUCCACUAUCGUGGGGUCCCCUCGGGCGCUGACCCAGCCCCUGGGCCUCCUCCGCCUGCUGCAGCUGCUGUCGACCUGCGUGGCCUUCUCUCUGGUGGCCAGUGUGGGUGCCUGGGUGGGGCCCAUGGGUAACUGGUCCAUGUUCACCUGGUGCUUCUGCUUCGCCAUGACCCUCAUCAUCCUCAUCGUGGAGGUCGGCGGCCUCCAGCUGCGCUUUCCCCUGUCCUGGCGCAACUUCCCCAUCACCUACGCCUGCUACGCUGCCCUCUUCUGCCUCUCGGCCUCCAUCAUCUACCCCACCACCUACGUCCAGUUCCUGUCCCACGGCCGUGUCCGGGACCACGCCAUUGCGGCCACCGCCUUCUCCUGCAUCGCUUGCGUGGCUUAUGCCACCGAAGUGGCCUGGACCCGCGCCCGGCCCGGCGAGAUCACCGGGUACAUGGCCACUGUGCCGGGGCUGCUCAAGGUGCUGGAGACCUUCGUGGCGUGCAUCAUCUUCGCCUUCCUCAGCAACCCCUACCUGUACCAGCGCCACCCGGCCCUGGAGUGGUGCGUGGCCGUCUACGCCAUCUGCUUCAUCCUGGCGGCCGUGGCCAUCCUGCUGAACCUCGGCGACUGCACCAACAUGCUCCCCAUCCCCUUCCCCAGCUUCCUCUCGGGGCUGGCCCUGCUCUCUGUCCUCCUCUACGCCACCGCGCUUGUCCUCUGGCCCCUCUACCAGUUCGACGAGAGGCACGGCGGCUACCCCCAGCGGUCGCGUGACUCGGGCUGCAGCAGCAGGCACCCCAGCAACGUCUGCAGCUGGGACCGCCGUCUGGCCGUGGCCAUCCUGACGGCCAUCAACCUGCUGGCCUACCUGGCUGACUUGGUCUACUCUGCCCGCCUGGUCUUUGUCAGGGUCUGAAGGACCUCACCAGGGGCUCCCGUUUCCCGCUCUCCGGCCUCGUCGGCCUCUUCUCCUGUUUGGGGUUUCUUUGCUCAGUUAUUUUUUCUUCCUGUUUCCCAUUUCUCCCGCCCUUCUCACUUCUUGCUCCACCUUGCUCUCUCCUCCACUUCUUUUACUCCUUUUCUCCCCUCUCCUCUUCCUUUCUGGUUCCUCUCCUUCAAGUUUUGCCCUGUUGCCCAUAUCCUGGUUGGCCUCCGAGCUGUUUUUCUUUUUCUUUCUGGUCUCCCUGUUUGUUUUCCCAUCUACCUAUAACCUGCCCACCUCUUUCCCAUUUGUCUUCUUCCGGUUUCCUCGGGAGCCCCCAAGACUUCCUUCUUCUUCUCCACCUCCAAAGGUGCUGAGCUCCACACUUCCAUCACCCCACCCCUCAUUGCAGCUAUUCAUGUCCUGGAGCCCCCAAGGGGUUAUGUUGCCAAAGCAUGCCUGCCCACCCUUGCCGUGCCUUAGCGUGUUUGUGUGUGUUUGUGUGUGUGUGUGUUCUUGGGGAGUGGGGCUGGGCAGGGAUUGGGCCCCCUUUCUCCCAAUGCCUAGGGUACACAGUACACCUCCCCUUUAAGAUUAAAAAAAAUCGCCAGAGGUUGAUAAUUAACAGUGGUUGGGAGCCCAGACCCUGGUUCCCUGGGCCCCAUCUGGCUCCAGGAUUUUUAUCUGGCUUACUAAAAAACCACUGCCUGGAGGAUAUCUUAAAGGAAGCCAGAGGUAGAUGCUUUCCAUCCCAGCCGUUCUCUAUGGGAUCAAACAAGGGAGACAGGCCAGGAACCACAUUGUCUUGAAGACAGCUUAAAUACUUUGGGGGGCAUUCGUGUGGCCCUCCAUCCUCAGUGUUAAAAAUAGCCUGUCCUGCUUUUGCAGGGAGAAGAAAAUGGCCACUGCGGCCUUAAAGGUGAUAUCAGUCUGCUUUUUCUCUCUUUUUUUUUUCUUUUUCUGGUCAUAAGGGCAAAAAUUACUGGGUGGCCCUACUCUUAAAGGGGGAAGUUUCUUUUCAGUGUCUUUUUUGGGGGGUGGGGUGGGGGUGGCAGGGAUUGCUGCUGCCAUAGCCAGAGGAAUGGCUUUGCUUGAGUGUAUGGUGCACACACACGUGUUUCUGUGUGCUAGUUGCUUCCUGUUGCUGCUUCCUGCUUCUCUGGGACUCACACACAUAACGUGAUAUAUAUAAAUGUAUAAAUAUAUAUUUUAUUUUUUUUUAAUUCCCUGGAGCUUCUGGUUCCCAUCAGCUCCAGCUGUCAAUCAGAGGAUGUCUCCUACCUUCACAGUUCCCACAUCCAUAAUGUUCAUUUUCUUUUUUUUUUUUUUUUUUUUACCUCA
Molecule: messenger RNA, 2813 nt
Organism: Choloepus didactylus (southern two-toed sloth)
Lineage: Eukaryota; Metazoa; Chordata; Mammalia; Pilosa; Megalonychidae
Gene: MYADM
Product: myeloid associated differentiation marker
Exons: 3
Coding region: 501-1466 (321 amino acids)
Cellular component (GO): plasma membrane; cell-cell junction
Source: RefSeq, a predicted model, not a curated record